Molecule: messenger RNA, 3431 nt
Organism: Macrobrachium nipponense
Lineage: Eukaryota; Metazoa; Arthropoda; Malacostraca; Decapoda; Palaemonidae
Product: protein spinster-like
Exons: 12
Coding region: 219-1697 (492 amino acids)
Biological process (GO): transmembrane transport
Cellular component (GO): membrane
Molecular function (GO): transmembrane transporter activity
Source: RefSeq, a predicted model, not a curated record
ACUGCCGAGCGGGGGAGGAGGCAGCCUAGCAGAAGCAGACGACGCACUGUAUAACACGUGUGUCAAGUCAAGCGCAUAGUCAGUGUAAAGGAGACUUUGUGUAUGUGUGUAGUACACCACUUCAUCCCUGUGAUUAAUGGUCCCCGUUGACUUAAAAAGUGAUUUUCAGUCUGUGAACGUCUUCAUCUGGCACUGGAGUGAUUCAUUACAGAACCAAGAUGCUACCCUACAAAGUCAUCAUGUGGGGGGGAUUGAGCGUCCUGACCUACGUCUACGUGGUUGGGGAACUGAGCCACUUCCUGCUGGGGAUCGUGUCGCGCCCCAUGGCGCAGGAGAUCCACUACGGCGACAAGGCCUGCCUCCCCAAUCCCGAGGUCGACCUCCAGUCCAGGGAUUGUCAGGACAUCAAGAACGUCACCGAGUGUGAAUUAUACCACGAGGAUGACUUCACGAAGCUCUGCGUCUGGGAUUAUUCGGGUCUGGGGAUUGAAUACCAGGUCCUCGCUGGGCCGGCUUUCGUCGCCGUGUUCACGACAGCCGGGGUCUUCAUAGGGUUCUUGGCUGAUCGAGUGAAUAGGAAAGUCGUAGUCUCUGUAUGUUGUGGUCUGCUAUGUCUGUCUACUGGACUCAUGGGGGCGGCCGUGUCGUAUUGGCAACUGGUCGGACUGAGAAUGUUAAUGGGGGCUGGAGAGUCUGCCUUCUCGCCAGUAUGUAGCAGUAUGAUAUCUGACAUGUUUCCUGAGUCUCAACGGGCAAUGGCCCUGGGUAUUUUCAACUGGGGCAUCUACUUCGGGUACGGAUUGUCCUAUGCUGUGGGCAACUUCAUAACGCAAGCUAAUAUCUCCGGGUUGGGUUGGAGAUGGUCCUACAUCCUGACCGGCCUGUUAGGAGUCCUGGCCACAAUUCUCCUCCUCUUCGUCCCGGAGCCCGUCCGUAACAGCCAGCUGAGCGGAAAAUACAUCGAAAAACACUCAGAGAAACCUGAGACGUGUAAGGAGGAAUGCCUCAGCACGGUCACCACUCCUCCAGCAGAGGAGGACCUGAACGAUCUGGCGUCGCCCACCAGCAGCGGGUCGCGCUUGGGUCUGUGGAGUGGGGACUCUGGACUGAAGCAAGUUUUGAAGUCUCUUCUCACGUUGCCUGUGAUCAUCAUUGCCGUUGCUGCCGGCACAAGGCACACUGCUGGGUUUUCGUGGGCCUACAACACACAGCUUUACUUCUCAACCUACUAUCCUGAUUUUAACCUCGGCCUCUGGGUCACUGGGUGCUCCAUCAUUGGGGGUUCCUUGGGAGUGGCAGUAGGAGGCUUUGUCUCCGACAGACUCGUCAAACGGAUUGGUCUUCGAGCGAGGUUGUAUGUCCUUGCAGGGAGCCAGUUGCUGGCGACGCCUUUUGCAGCUGGAGUCCUUUAUUUCCCUCCUCCAGGGGCCUUCUUCAGCUUACUAGGGGCUUAUUUGUUUGCUGAAAUGUGGUUUGGCGUCCUGUUCGCCGUGAUUUUGGAGCUCGUCCCAGCAACUGUCCAGGCGGCAGCCAUAGCUGUGUUCCUCUUCGUCAUGAAUAACAUUGGGGGGAAUCUCCCUGUGCUUGUGGAUCCUAUAACACGCGCCCUCGACUACCGCAGUGCCCUGCUUAUCAUGUACCCUGGAGGCUAUCUACUUAGUUCCAUCAUCUUUUUCAUAGCGAGCUUCUUCGUAUAAGGCUGGCACAAAUGACUCUGCAGAAAGUACAGUCUCUCUCGCUGAACGUAUAUAGGUGAGAACUCGGACCAUUAGGUUAUGACAAUGAAAGAUAGUCGGCGAAUGAAGAGAAGAAAGCCUAAUAUAUGUACUACUUUAUCCACAACAGAGUACAACUACUUACAAUGAAAAGACACAGGGCUGAAUUGUCCUGCCGAAAUAGAUCUCUACCUGCCUUCUUAGAAUGGGUACAAGUUGACAUUCCUAUGUUCACCGGGAGGCCAUUCACACCCUGCCCACCUAUUUCCUCAGCUGCCUGACCGUUGUCUUAUAUCUCAAUAAAUGCUGUGAUGUGUAUGUAUACACUUUGUAACACUUAAGAGCAAAUGCUUGUGCCUUAGCAGCUGUCUUUACUCAGUAAUGUGAAGGAGUGGUUGUUUGUGAGUGGCCUCGAACAAUAUGCACUGUGAUCGUAUUUCUCAGUGAAAACUAAGGAGAAUUAACAGGGGAGAUUGUAGUAUUUCUUAAUGAAGACUAAAUGGAAUUAACUGUUUGGAAAGUGGAAUUUCUUAGUGAAGACAAAGGAAAUAAUGGACGAGAAUGUAUCAUUUCCUAACAAGAGCUAAAGGAACUAACUACUUAUUGAGUAUGUAGUAUUUCUUAGCGAAGACAGAAAAAAUAAUAGGCAUCUACAAUUCUUUUCUGUCCAGAGGAGUACGUUUUCUUUUGAGCAUAUAUUUUUUUUUUAUUAAUUCUAGUGAAGGACUUGAUACAGCAUCUGUUAAAACAUUCCAGUAUUGAUAAUAAUAUUGUGCAAAAAUGGGGAAUAUGCAAUAUAGCUUUUAGUUCAGAGUAUGAAAGCACAAAACAAUCAAUCUAUAUGUAUAUACAUAUAAAUAUAAAUCAUAUAUAUAUAUAAAUUAUAUAUAUAUAUAUAUUAUAUAUAUAUAUAUAUGUAUAUAUAAUAUGUAUAUACAUACAUAUACACACAUGAGCGCUUAUACAUACACACCCAUGCUCAUACAUACAUACAAGAUGUAUACAAAAAUAUUCCGUACAACAUAAGCUUUGUGACGCUGACAUUGGAUUCUCAAACCAGCAGACUUAUUUUUGUAAUUUCACCUAUUCAGUAAUUUUAAGUUCUGUAUUUUGGUUUUUUGUAUUCAGACGGCCAAGUUGAUAAAAUGCAAAAUUCUGUGUCCACAUAUUUCAGGUUAGGUUGUUGUGUUUGGUUCGAUUUUUUGAUUGAAGUAUAAAUUUGGUUGGAGUGAGUGAAAAUGAAAUGAAAUAAGACGUAGAAUUAACAUCCAGUCCAAUAUUGAAUGAUAUUAAAAGAAAUUAAUGCAAUCUAAUGCAUUUAAAUGCUAGACUUGGAGUCAUGCUGCAUUUUGCCAAAGGGUAAUGAAAAUGGGAAUUGGGACAACUGAUGAAAAUCAAAGUAAAUAGAUUAAAUAGAUGGAAAAAAUGUCAAGAAUUAUGAAGCAAAAAAUGGAAGAAAAAAUUUAAAACUAUGAAAAUUGUUCGAAAUUUUGAGAAAAUGAAAAAAGUAGGGGCCUGUGAAAUUGUUGGAUCUAAAAAAAAGAAGAGGAAAAAUGAUAAAAGGAAGAUGGCAAUAUGUUGUUAUAAGGGCAUCAACUGUUUACUGUGAUCGUUGUUAUUUUUGUAAUAAAUGUUUUGUUACAAAUUUUGCAGUUUUCUUUGACCGAUCUCUCUCUCUCUCUCUCUCUCUCUCUCUCUCUCUCUCUCUCUCUCUCU